CGCUGCCCUUUGCGCCUACCGAGGCGUUGGCAUCUGCGUUUCCCUCUCCCGAGAUAGACUGCUUGCUCUCCUCGACUGUGUCCGCCAUUGUUGCUUGCUGUGUGGGUUCUUGGGGUGGAGGAAUGGGAGUGCAAGUUAGAGUACUGGCGUGUGUAUGUGCCGAAUUGAAUGUGCUUCGGAAAUUGUUAGAAGCCUAGGGCCACGGCGCAAUUCGUUAAUAAGAGAAAAGCGGCUUGGGAACAGGAACCGGUUUGGAGCUUCAAGGUACCUGCUACCCCUGCCAGCUCGAGCCACCCGUCAUGCAGUCUGACGCACCAUGUGGCACCCACAUCCACCCCACCACGAGUCGUCCCAAAACUUGACCCCAUCCCUGCGCGCUGCCAACCGGAUUCUUUUAGGCCUGAAUUCGUGCUUGCGCCGGUCUGGCUGUUGCGUCCAGCCCGAUGCGUUGCAAGCUCUUUUGCCUCUGCCAUGCUUGCUCGUCAUUGGCGCGCUCACCAAGUAUAGAAGCGAUGGAUUGAGCAACGCGUCAGCCAAACGCGCUUGACAUCAACGCUUUGGGACGUCUCGUAGCUCGGAACAUGGAGCUGGCAAGAUCCGAGGCCCAACGGUAGGCCAGGCGGAACGUUGACCCAUGGGGUGCGGGAAUGGUCGCUUAGUGUUGGCGUGAGACUUCCAAUGCGCCUUUGUAGCGCGCACAAUAGUCCUCAGACGCAAUCGCGGGGCGCGCCAGUUCUUCCCCGACGACCGCCGGGCCGACAAGCGCCGAUCUCGCAGUCACCGUAUGGCGUUUGGGUCUACAGCACCUCCAACACUUCGGUUAGCGAACAAGUGACUGAACUUCGAGCGCACUUGAUCAGACCGUCAAAAUCGCCAACAUGACUACCCCAGACUCCGCAGCCGCAGACGUGGCCGCCAAGCAGCGAAUCAUAAAGCACAUGAAUGCAGACCACCACGACUCC
This is a messenger RNA of Alternaria alternata, 962 nucleotides long. RefSeq lists its product as hypothetical. NCBI's taxonomy places the organism in Eukaryota, Fungi, Ascomycota, Dothideomycetes, Pleosporales, Pleosporaceae. The record is from RefSeq and is a predicted model, not a curated record. The transcript is spliced from 2 exons. The coding region runs from base 317 to 547 and encodes 76 amino acids.